AAAAGGUAAACACGGAAGUCCAAUCCUAAAUAUAGUCUGGAUGUGGUUGCUCUUAAUAUGUGUCUUUUUAGUGAUUAAUAUGGUUAUAAAUCUGUAGCGGAGGACACAAAAGAUCAAGAAAGCGUCAAAAAAACAAGCAGCUGAAUAGUGGUGUCGUUCAGGCUUAUAUAAAGUUUGUACCGCACACGGAGCUGAGAACUUCAAUGGCUUCAGAUAAGCAAGUCACAUUUGUGAUCGUCGGUGGAGGAAUCGCAGGUGUAACUUGUGCAGAACAGAUCGCAUCGCAGUUCGCAUCAGAUGAAGUUUAUCUUCUGACAGCCUCACCCUUAGUAAAGGCGGUUACAAAUUUCAAACAGGUGUCGAAGACGUUGGAAGAAUUCGAUAUCGAGGAACAGCCCUCCAGUGUUUUAGAAGAAAAGUAUCCCAAUCUGAAAGUCCUACAAUCUGCAGUCAAACUCCUGCGAGCUAAAGAACAUCUUUUACAAGCAGAGAAUGGUCAGACGUUUCAUUAUAAAAAGCUGUGCAUCUGCAGCGGAGCCAGACCCAAGCUUCUCACCCAAGAUAACCCUCAUGUGCUGGGCAUACGAGACACAGACAGCGCUCAGGAGUUUCAAAAGCGAUUAUCAAAGGCUAAAAGGAUAGUUGUCAUUGGCAAUGGAGGAAUCGCAUUAGAAUUGGUGUAUGAAGUAGAAGGUUGUGAAGUGAUCUGGGCUAUAAAGGAUAAAGCCAUAGGAAACACUUUCUUCGAUGCAGGAGCCGCUCAGUUUCUCAUUCCCUCCCUGGAGGCUGACAAAAAAGAAAGAUCGUUGCCCUGCAAGAGAGCACGCUACACUACUGACAAGACUGGAGCAGACCACAGUGGGGCUUCAGGGGGGCUUGGCAGUGCCUUGGGCCCAGAUUGGCAUGAGGGGAUUGAACUAAGAGGAACAGUGCAGAAUUCCAGUGGAGUGCGUGUAGAAUAUGAGUGUGAGGUUGACACGAUCUACACCCAGCAGGAGUUCUUGCAGUCCCAACUCGACACAAAGAAAUCUGAAUUAGGGCUGUGGCCAACUUAUGUUCAGUUAACAAAUGGGAAGAUUUAUGGCUGUGAUUUCGUUGUUAGUGCAACAGGCGUUGUGCCAAACACUGAUCCUUUUCUCAGUGGCAACAAUUUUGAACUGGCAGGAGAUCAUGGUCUGAGAGUGGACGAUCAAAUGCGGACGUCUGAACAGGAUGUGUAUGCGGCUGGAGAUGUGUGUACUGCAGGCUGGGAGCCCAGCGCUCUCUGGCAACAGAUGCGAUUGUGGACUCAGGCGCGUCAGAUGGGCUGGUACGCAUCACGUUGUAUGGCUGCAGAUGUUCUGGAGGAGCCUAUAGAGCUGGACUUCUGCUUUGAGCUGUUCUCACACAUCACCAAAUUCUUCAGCUACAAGGGGGUUUUGCUAGGGAAGUUUAAUGCUCAGGGUUUGGGUCAGGACCAUGAGCUUCUUGUGCGCUGUACAAAAGGCCAGGAGUAUGUAAAGUUGGUUCUGACUGGGGGCCGAAUGGUGGGAGCCGUCCUUAUCGGAGAGACGGACCUGGAGGAAACUUUCGAGAACCUCAUUCUCAACCAAAUGGACUUAUCCCGAUAUGGCGAGGAGCUUCUUAAUCCUAAUAUUGACAUUGAAGACUACUUUGACUGAAUCGUUCUGGUUAGUCAAUGACAAAGAGAUGAUUAAUUUAUUUUAAAGCUGCACCAUGCAAUUUGUGUUCUACGAAACAGUUGUUCAAAAAUGUUGUUUUCAAACACUACACCGGUCUUGUUCAGCAACAGGAGGUCCUACCUCAAUCUGUUGCCUUUGGUCGAGGCAAUAUUGUCAUGCUGAGCACGCAAAUAAACAGACUUAAAAUUUCUUUUCACAGCUAGAGGUGCAGAAAUUGCACAUUGUAUUUUAAAAGAGUAGUUCACCCACAAAUGGAAUACAUAAUUCACCUGGUCCAUGAACUGAAUUUCAUUUCUUCGUCAAGUUUUCUACUGUAAAAUCAUAGCUGUCUGCAAGGAGCAGAUGAAAACGUGUUAUUAUUCACUAAAAUUCUUCCUGUAAAAACAUUGUGACCAGAUCAUAGAAUAUAUGAUCCAAAUACAUAGUUGGUCUUGAGAAUCUGAUGACUCUGAUUCAUUAACAAAUUAUUCUGUUUUUUGUGAUCAACUCAUUUACUGAAAAGAUGUGAUUCAAAUGAAUGGUUUGUUCGGACACAGCUGCAUCUCUCAUUAAUAUGCCCAGGGCAACUGGGGUGGAUGUCAAGAUUUUCACUAAAUAAUGACUUGGAUUUUGGUUGGCUCCUCAUUUUGGUCGUAUGGACCACUUUUACUGAUGCGGAGUUGCAAUUCGUUCAUCGCACAAAGCUGGCUUCAGAAAACAGGAACUGUAAAGGACUACUUGUAUGUCCUUUUCGAAGCUUGAAAGCUCCAGUUCCAGUUCUUUGCAUGGAAAAUAGUGACUAGUACUUUGUUUAAAAUUUCUAAUUUUGUGUUCCAAGUCAUAUGGGUUUGGAAUGAUAGUGAAGGUUCAUAAAAACUAUUACGCUGAACUUUCAUUUUUGGGUGAACUAUUCCUUUAAGGAACUAUGAGCUAUUAGAAGUAACCAAUGGAUAACGCACAUUGAGAAAGCAAGUAAGAAAAACACGGACACAAGAAAUAGCUUCUAUUGAUUGAUUCUUUAUUUAGAAGUGCCCCGUUUUCACAUCAUGAGGCUAAAAAUGAAGUCCAUGUAUACUGUAGCUACACUAAAGUAUUGUGUUUAGUUUCAACAUGGCACCUUUCAGUUUUGUGGGAUAUGUGUCUGUUGAGCUCCAACUCCCAUAAUGAUCCUUUGGUAAUCAAUUCUGUGAUCUCAACUCGUAUUUAUCCUUUUUUGGAAUGAUUUUUGGCCAAGAGUGGAGGGGAAAUCAUUACUUCAAGUGAGCUUCCGAUGGUCUUUACUGUAUAUGGGUGAAAAUAAAUGUUAAAUUAAUUCAGUAUAACAUUAAAUGACUUCCCUUUAAAUCCAUCAAAUCUUCUUUAAAACUUCCAUUAAAUCCGAAACUUUUGCAAAAAUAUUUUCCCAAAGACACCUUAGUUCUGCAUUAUCCUGUAUUAUAUAAACAUUCUGGCAUUUUACACACAUUCUAGGUC
Sinocyclocheilus grahami is the source of this 3134-nucleotide messenger RNA. Its product is annotated as pyridine nucleotide-disulfide oxidoreductase domain-containing protein 1-like. The coding region runs from base 204 to 1661 and encodes 485 amino acids. Gene Ontology annotation, molecular function: oxidoreductase activity. The record is from RefSeq and is a predicted model, not a curated record. The transcript has 12 exons. NCBI's taxonomy places the organism in Eukaryota, Metazoa, Chordata, Actinopteri, Cypriniformes, Cyprinidae.